AUGAUCAAGAAUGCCUCACGGCCUCUGCAUCGAAUUGGUGUGGAGGAAGAGGCAGAAGAGAGGAGGCGAGGCAGCAGGCGACAGCAGGACACGCUGCAAGCAGGCCUGGGCUGUGAAGGGGGGAGAACAGCAGAGCAGAAGCUUCGCCGACGAGUGGCGCGAUGGUGUGGGGGGGGGAGUAAAAUCUUCCCCCUGCCCACCAAUGAGGAGCCGCCGCAGCCUCAGGCAGUGCCUGGUGAGGAGAUGCUGUGGGCCCUGGGGAGUGUGUCGGGGGACGAGGCUGAUCCGCAAAGGGCCCUCAAGAAGGCCAUCCGGGACCACAUGAGAGGGCGUGGCCAGGGAGUGAGCAGUGAGUUCUUGGCCAAUGUGAUCUGCCUGGCGGAGCAGGGGAAGCGGCAGGGGAAAUACCAUCUCCCCUGCCCGAAGGAAGAGGUGGUGGAGAAGAUCAAAGACAUCAUGAUGUCCGACUUCUUCACCACCUCGCCCCUGCUCCUCCAGUGCCUUAAGGCCAUCACCAGCCUCAGCCACUUCCUGCCCGCCCUCUCGUGGGACCUGGAAAGGUCCAUAGUGGCCUGGGCUUUCCGGGUCAUCAUCGGAGAAAGCCCAGGCCACCAGGAUGCAGCCAGCCAGACCCUCCAUCGCGAGGCAGAGGAGGCCCUGCUGGAAAUGCUGCAGGGACUGUACAGGGGGCUGCCCUCUGUUCUGCACCUGGUGGGACUACUUGACCAUCUGUCCUACUGGAUGCAGAACAGGCGGGCAGGGGUGAGAUCAACAGCCCUCUCCCUGUACAGCUCCCUGCUGUCCUAUGCCUGCCGCCUCCUGGCUUUUCAUGACUUCUUCGAGCCCGACAUCGGCCACCUUCUGGCCCCACUGGCCCUCUCCCUGGUGGAUCCCGAACCCAGGAUUCGGGAGCAAGCCAGGGAGUCCGUGGGCCAGCUCUAUGACAGCUUGCUGGGCCAGAAGGGGCUGGGCCGGAGGGGGCGCCGCCUGAGGUGGAAGGCAGAGGACGGGCAGGCCUGGAGGUCCCAGUACCAGAAUGUCAUCUCUAUGGGAAAGCACUUCCAGGCCUGCCUGAGUGAGGAGCAGCUCUCACAAUGCCUCCUGGCCUGCUGGGACUUCAUCGUCUGCCUGGGCCCGGACUGGGUGAGGGAGGGAGCCGCCUUCGUGGUCCUCUCCCUCCUCGGCCAGGCCCAGGCAGUUUUGGAUGACGAGGAGGAGGUGCAAACUCCACACUUGGAGACAGCGAAGCUCCCCGGGAGAAUGUGGAAGGGCAACCAAGUCAAAAGGAGACUGGGAAGGAGAAGGAUGAAGAUAAUCGUCCUAUGCCUGUGCCUUGUGAGCAUAACUUGUGCAAUACCGCUGCGCAAACCCCGCAAAGCAGGAUUUGGGAGCAAGAGUGAAGAAAUGAUGCAGUUUGGUCCGUAUUCAUAUCUGAACUCACCACAACUGGCUCAGUUGGCACCUUUGUUAUAUGGCUACCGUCCGAGCUACCCGCAACUGUUCCCUCAGCCUCGGCAGAGAUUUUACAUCUGGCCGCAACAAACACCAGCACAUCAAGCUGCCAGGCUGCCCCAGCGUAAGCCACACCAAACUCCAGCGGCCAGGCAGCCAAUCCAAAGGCCGAAGCUGCAGCCACAGAUGCCACAGCAGCCACACAAGCCAAUACAACAACAGCCACAUCCAAAAAUACAGCAGCCACCGAAGAAGCCUCCAAGUACCAGCUCUCCUCAGAUUCACCACCAGGGGCCCGUGUAUCAGCCCAAGAGGGUCCAGCCACAGCAACCUCAGAGUAUGCCUCCUGGAUUUGGACAUCCACCAAUCAGUAAUGAAGAAGGGACUCCAUACUAUGGAUAUGGCUAUCAUGGCCUGGGAAACAGACGUCCAUAUAAUUCCGAAGAGUUUGAAAAUGACUAUGAGAAACCCAAAGAAAAAGAAGCCCCCAAAACAGAAAGCCCAGCGACCGAUCCUGCAACCAAUGCAACAGACACAAAUUCAACUCUUUCCAACCCAGCUGGUCAGGUAGGGAAUGCUACCAAUGCUGGGCUCAGCAUAACGGACAACGGGGGCAAUUCUCCAAAACCUGAAAGCAGAUGGCAUAUUGGAAAUGGCGUCCCAACACUUUUACCUACUCUUCACGUCUCAAAUGGUGAUACGGCAGCCCAAAAUGGCAUGGAUCAGUCCGUUCAUAGGGCCAGCUCUCCAAAUAUCAACCAUAUUGUCCAAAACUUGCCUUCAGACCAGCAUCAAUCCACAGGGAAUGGUUUGCCUGUCUACAAACACUAUCCUGGUAUGGAAAAUUCAAGGCCCAACACUUACAUUUCUAAUGGGAACCCUUCUGGACAUCCUGAAACCCCGACGUAUCCAUCCGGUUACGGAGAUAACUCCAAUCAGAGGGGCAAUCUCCAGAACAACAACAACAACAUACCAAUAAACACUAGACCUAAUCCAUAUGGACAGCAAGAGCAUCCCCAUUACCCAGAGAGGAACCCAUCCAACCAAAGACAGAUAUUUCCUUUUCCUAGCUCUGAUCCACAAAGCCAAUGGAAUAAAGAUCCAGUCUACAGAGAUAACAACCUCAAUAGUUUCCCACCUGAAGGCCAGUCCGUGGAUCCACAGUUCAAUACAUUAGGACAAGCUGAGAACUCCUAUAACACCAGGAAAGAGACAGAUCUGUUCCAACCUUCUGGGGUGCACCAACUGAGCUCGCUUUCUCCUCAAGGAGUGUUUUCACCCACAAAAAGAACUUUGUCCGAGGCAGAAACUCAUCAGUAUCCGUGGAAGGAGCAGGCCUUUAAUCCUCCAGUCUACAAAAGAGAACAAUUUUCACCUCCACAAAACCAAGAGUGGAACAAACAAGAAGAGUUGCAGGUCUUCCAAGAUGAUCCUCCGAGGUAUAACUCAAGGCAUUCGUCAGGUUAUUUUGGCCAGAGGUCAAACCGUAUUUCCUACCCUGAAAAGAGUUCCUAUGACCAACCUCCCCGAUCCUUUUAUCCUGAAACAUGGGAGGGGAGAGAAAACUCUCCCACACUUGGCCCUCCUGGCCAAAAGGGACGCCCGUUCUACUCUCCUCAGAUGCAAAGAAACUCUUACCGUAGAAGUGAUCCUGUUGUUCAGCAGGAGAGCGAAAUGUAUCCCAGGCCAUCUCCAUGGGCACACGAGAAACGUUUGCAUGACCUGGAUAGAGAGUACAGAAACGUUCCUUAUAGUCCAACUCAGCAGCAUGCAUAUCCUAAGUAUUCCCCGGAAAAUCCAUCCGACCAACAGAGAAGUAACGUGCCGUACAAGGAAAUUCACCCGUGGACCCCAGAGGAACAUUCUCCGCCGUAUACUGCAGAAUAUUUGAGGCAAACAGAAGUCAUCCCUUACCGUAAGAGCAAUGCAUUCGGGCACCCAGAGAGGACUUACCAGAAUGAAGGAGCAAACUCUCCAUCCCAAAGCCCCACUCUUGUCCAAAGAGUACCACAAUACUCAGAAAGAGAUACUUGGGGCCCUGAGAGGAUGGGGCCUUCCGUACAGAAAGAGGCUUCACCUUAUUUUAAUAGCUAUCCCCCUGACUUCAGAAGAAACCCAACACAUAUGGAAGACACAAGGAGUGCUCCAAUGUCUAAUGCGAACGUUGCAGAAAGAAGCAAUUACCCUGACACACUGGGAUAUCCAGACAACUAUCCAAGAGAGCCCAGAACAAUCGCCUCAUACCCAACGGCCGACCAUUUGUGCUGUGAAGGCAAUGCCCCAGUGCCGCAAGAAAACGUAUUGGCUCCACUGAGAAGUGUUCCACAGUUCAGACAGGCACCGUGGCCGCAAAGAGGAAGUUCACCGUAUCCAGAAGCUGAUGGCGGCCACCCUAAGCAAGCAGGCCACACGCUGUACCCAUCUGGUAUGCAGUCUUCACUGAAGACUGAGAAAAGCACGCCCAAACAAAGAGAAGACUUGGGUGUGUUUGAAAAGGAUGCGGCCACUCUAGAAAAGGCCCCACCUUGCUCCAGAUCACAAUUAAGCCAACAGAACGAGCGUGAAGUCAACUAUGAAACUGGAUUAGCAGCACCAACCAGGAAACCACCUUGUUAUGGAAGAAGCGUCCGAGGGGACGGGCACAGUAUCUUUGAAUGGAUCGAUCUGCCCAAAAGAGAGCAGGAAAGGGCCGCUCCUGUCAACCUUAUUCCUGAAAAAGGCCCACCAGCACAAGGGAUCAAAAGUGCAGCUCUCGAUACCGAAGGCAGUAGGAAACAGAGGCCAGCAGUGUUUGGGUUCAAGAGGAUUCCAUGUUUGGGAAACCAGUUACAGCAGUAUUUAUCCAGCACAGGAGCACCAUCUAGUGGCAAACAGCAAGAUCUGUUUUAUGCGGAGAAUCCCAUGCUCAUCGGAAAGUCGUUCAUCAUAUUGCCUGAACCGCAUCCCCUGACUAGCACUAACCCGUCUUACGACACAGAGGAAAAGCCAUUAACACCCAGUGCUCUGGGAGAAGAUUUGGCUGACCAGCCAAAGGAAAGGACACCAGACUGUUUGCUGCUCCAAAAAUAA
This is a messenger RNA of Eublepharis macularius, 4521 nucleotides long. RefSeq names its product enamelin (gene ENAM). The coding region runs from base 1 to 4521 and encodes 1506 amino acids. The record is from RefSeq and is a predicted model, not a curated record. NCBI's taxonomy places the organism in Eukaryota, Metazoa, Chordata, Lepidosauria, Squamata, Eublepharidae. The transcript has 18 exons.